AUGGAAGUGGAUGAGACCCCCGAUUACACCGACUCAGAGAACCCCGAUACCACUGCUAGCAGCGUUGUUGGGGAGCCCAUUUCCGAUGGCAGGAAGCGAAGAACCGAGGCCAACCAGCUGAGGCGAAGUAUCUUCGGAAAGAAGCAUGAUCGCUUAGGAGAGUCAAAGGAGGAUGACUCGAUCCGUCGAUUCCGUUAUCUCCUUGGUCUGACCGAUUUGUUUCGCCACUUCAUUGAGACCAACCCAAACCCCAAAAUCCGCGAAAUCAUGGCCGAGAUUGACCGUCAGAACGCGGAGGCAGCUAGAUCGAAAAAGGCCGGAAGUCGUCAAGGCGGCGCUACUACUGAUAGACGCCGACGGACUGAGGCCGAGGAAGAUGCAGAACUGCUCAAGGACGAGAAACACGGUGGUUCCGCCGAGACUGUCUUCCGGGAGUCCCCCGCUUUCAUUCAGGGAGAAAUGCGAGAUUACCAGGUCGCCGGUCUCAACUGGCUGAUCUCCCUGCACGAGAAUGGUAUCUCCGGUAUCCUGGCAGACGAGAUGGGUCUUGGAAAGACUCUGCAAACCAUUUCCUUCCUUGGCUAUCUUCGACACAUCAUGGGCAUCACUGGACCCCAUCUGAUCACAGUCCCCAAAUCUACCUUGGACAACUGGAAGAGGGAGUUUGCCAAGUGGACACCAGAGGUCAAUGUUCUCGUUCUCCAGGGAGCUAAGGAAGAGCGGGCGGCUCUUAUCAAUGACCGUUUGGUCGACGAGAACUUCGACGUUUGCAUCACCAGUUACGAAAUGAUUCUCCGCGAGAAGGCACACCUGCGCAAGUUUGCUUGGGAGUAUAUCAUCAUUGAUGAAGCUCACCGCAUCAAGAACGAAGAGUCGUCACUCGCACAAGUCAUCCGCCUCUUCAACUCGCGAAACCGCCUAUUGAUCACUGGUACCCCGCUGCAAAACAACCUUCACGAGUUGUGGGCACUUCUCAACUUUCUACUGCCCGAUGUCUUCGGUGACUCUGAAGCAUUUGACCAAUGGUUUUCAGGUCAAGACCGCGAUCAAGAUACGGUGGUCCAGCAGCUGCACCGUGUCCUUCGACCUUUCUUGCUCCGAAGAGUGAAGGCUGACGUAGAAAAGAGUCUGUUGCCGAAGAAGGAAGUCAAUGUUUAUACUGGCAUGUCAGAGAUGCAGGUCAAGUGGUACCAGAAGAUUCUUGAGAAGGAUAUCGAUGCUGUCAAUGGGGCUGGUGGCAAGCGAGAGUCAAAGACACGUCUCCUCAACAUCGUCAUGCAACUGCGAAAAUGCUGUAACCAUCCUUACCUUUUCGAAGGCGCCGAGCCCGGUCCACCAUACACAACGGAUGAGCAUCUCGUUGACAAUGCUGGCAAGAUGGUAGUCUUGGACAAGCUACUCAAGCGACUCCAAGCCCAAGGAAGCAGAGUUCUUAUUUUCUCUCAAAUGAGUCGUCUCCUAGAUAUCUUGGAGGAUUACUGUGUUUUCCGCCAGUACAAAUACUGCCGUAUCGACGGUAGCACAGCCCACGAGGACCGCAUUGCGGCCAUCGACGAGUACAACAAGCCGGGCUCCGAGAAGUUUGUCUUUCUUCUCACCACUCGAGCUGGCGGUCUCGGCAUCAAUCUGACAAGUGCGGAUAUUGUCAUUCUCUAUGACAGCGACUGGAAUCCUCAGGCCGAUCUGCAGGCCAUGGACCGUGCUCAUCGUAUCGGCCAGACCAAGCAAGUGGUUGUAUACAGAUUUGUGACGGACAAUGCUAUCGAGGAGAAGGUGCUGGAACGUGCAGCCCAGAAACUACGGCUUGAUCAGCUUGUUAUCCAGCAAGGUCGUGCUCAGAUUGCGGCUAAAGCUGCAGCCAACAAGGACGAGCUGCUCUCUAUGAUCCAACACGGAGCCGAGAAAGUUUUCCAAACCAAGGGCGCGACUGGACCUCUUGCUGAUAAAGGGGCUGGUAUGACCGACGACGACAUCGACGCCCUCUUGGCGAAUGGCGAGAACCGUACCAAGGAGUUGAAUGCGAAGUACGAAAAACUAGGCAUUGAUGACCUCCAAAAGUUCACAUCCGAGUCCGCGUACGAAUGGAACGGCAAAGACUUCACGAACCAGAAGAAAGACAUUGGCAUCAACUGGAUCAACCCUGCCAAGCGUGAACGCAAGGAGCAGACGUACUCGAUUGAUAAGUACUACAGACAAGCCAUGCAUACUGGCGGUCGCACUGCGGAUACGAAGCCCAAGGCUCCUCGUCCUCCCAAGCAGAUGAACAUCAAUGACUACCAAUUCUUCCCCCCGAAGCUUCGUGAGCUCUACGACCGUGAGACCGCCUACUAUCGCAAGCAGAUCGGCUACAAGAUUCCGCUCGCUGAAGACGAGGAGAAGGAUGUCGAGGAGCGCGAAGCUGAGCGUGCUCGUGAACAGGCAGAGAUCGAUGAGGCGACCCCGUUGAACGAGGAAGAAGAGCAGGAGAAAGAGAAGCUUUCCUCUCAAGGCUUUGAUACUUGGAACAAGCGUCAUUUCCAGCAGUUCAUCAACGGGUCACACAAGUUCGGGCGACAGAAUUAUGCCGGCAUUGCUACGGAGGUGCAAGGCAAGACCGAGGCAGAAAUUAAGGAAUAUGCCAAAGUCUUCUGGAAGCGCUACCGUGAGGUCGAGCACUGGGACAAGCACAUUAACCAUAUUGAAGAGGGCGAGGAUAAACUUCGCAAAGUCGAGCAUCAGCGAAAGAUGCUGCGCAAGAAGAUGUCACAAUACCGCGUUCCGCUUCAACAGCUCAAGAUUAACUACUCAGUAUCGACCACCAACAAGAAGGUGUACACCGAGGAAGAGGACCGCUUCCUACUGGUUCUUCUCGACAAGCAUGGACUGGAUGUGGAGAACAUCUACGAUACGAUCCGCGAUGAAAUCCGCGACAGUGACCUGUUCCGCUUUGACUGGUUCUUCCUCAGUCGUACGCCUCAGGAGCUUGGCCGUCGAUGCAAUACCCUUCUCACUACCAUUGUGAAGGAGUUCGAAGACGUGCACAAGGGCCCGAAUGGCACAUCCAAUGGUAGGACUAAGAGAGAGGCCGAUGAUGACGAGAACGAUGAAGACAGUGUCCUCGGCAUGGCACCAGCGAAGAAGAAGGCAAAGACCAACGGUGUCAAGAACAAAGCUCUCGACAACGUCAAGUCUGCAGCUGGUAGUAAGUCCACUUCACCCUCGCGCGCUUCUAGCGUUGCAUCAACCGCCUCCAACCAUGCCAAGGCCAAGGGCAAGGGCAAGAAGAAAUAA
This is a messenger RNA of Phaeoacremonium minimum UCRPA7, 3270 nucleotides long. Its product is annotated as putative chromatin remodelling complex atpase chain isw1 protein. NCBI's taxonomy places the organism in Eukaryota, Fungi, Ascomycota, Sordariomycetes, Togniniales, Togniniaceae. The record is from RefSeq and is a predicted model, not a curated record. Gene Ontology annotation, molecular function: DNA binding; ATP-dependent chromatin remodeler activity; histone binding. Gene Ontology annotation, cellular component: nucleus; chromatin. The coding region runs from base 1 to 3270 and encodes 1089 amino acids. The transcript has 4 exons. Gene Ontology annotation, biological process: regulation of transcription by RNA polymerase II; nucleosome organization.